AUGUACUUGACCUUACGUUGCCUUGAAGCUCCCGUCAACCAGCAACCUCCAGGCUCCUUGAGGUUGUUCAAUGCAGCACUUUGCCUUUCUGCUGACGCCCGCUUUCUCAGCGCCGAGCACCGCCCGAGCCAAGCCUAAGGAACCUGAGCUACGAGACCUGCCUUGAGGUUCUUUGCCGGGUGCAUUGCGUUUGUUUCUGUCUCCUUCUCGUCGCGGGUUCCUUCAAACGUUUCUGUUCAUUCUGCAGCCAGCCUACUUCAUUGUAUUUGCGUCCUUCAUUCACUGAAACAUCCCCCAUAUCUUGUUCCCUAAAAAGUAUUCCUUAAGCGCAUUUAUUCCCCCAGACCGGCCCUCUUCCCCGUUUCGUGCCUCGUCUCAUCUUCUCCAACAACGCCGCGCCCCUCCCACCCGACUCGCAGCUGCCCAGGCUCUCACGGCGUAACCUGGAAUACGCCAAAAAAGCAGCAGCACCCGCAACCUACAAAAACACCUCACCCGACAAAUUGCAGAAAAACAUGCCUCCACGAUCGAGCAAUCCUAGGCAGUCUACCGCGUCGCAUAGGUCGACAUUGUCAUUAUCCAAAACCGAGGUCACAAUCCAUGUCUAUGAUCUGCUACCUCCAGGACGCCUAUCCUCUGUUCUUUGGACAUUUGGUGCUUCACUACUGCACUCGGGUGUCGUGAUCAAUGGCAGAGAGUAUGCCUACGGCGGGCACGAGCGACGAGGUGUGACGGGAGUAUACUGGACAAAGCCAAAGACGGAACCCCCCGGCGGCACUUUCAAGUCCGAGAUCCUCCACGGCUUUACCUUUGCAACCCAGGCUGAGAUCGACGCGAUUCUGGAAGAAGCCUCGAGGGACUUCCUCGGAACCUCCUACAACCUCUUGACGAAGAAUUGCAACCACUUCACUUCCUAUCUCUGCAGAAAGCUUACCGGCCGUCCCGGUCCCGGCUGGCUGAACCGUGCGGCAAGCAUCGGCGUCGCAUUACCCUGCGUUGUCCCUAGGGACUGGAUCGACCCACCCGAGUACGAUACCGCCGACGGCGCACUUCUGGAAGAGGAGGAGGAGGAUGAUCGUGCUCACGAAGGCUCUAGGAUGCUGAAGCAAUCGCCGCCGAGAUUCCUCACCGAGAACUCCAAGGGCCAAACAGAGGACGCCGAUUGGGAUAGCGAGGAGGAACGACGCCGCGGCGGCAACGGCAAGGGCAAAAAGGCCGUACGGGAUACUGCGGGUCGCGACCUACCUGCUGCCGAAAGGGCUCCGGUUCGAAAGUAGAGCUCCUCGUCGUCAAUGCUCUACAACUAGGUAUACGGCAUGUUUGGCGUUACAAAGGUCUGGCGUUUGGGUUUAGUGGGCGUACAGCACUUGAUACCAGCGGGGUUGGAUAUCUGCAUUUUCGAUAUGAAACCAUCAGAAUGCAAGGAAAUUUUGCUCUUGUGAUAUGAUACAGUUGUACAUGUAUUGUACAGGCGUUGUUGUGUUGCUCUUCCCCUGCGAACCCCAGACAGCGUACCUCCUCUCUCUAGACACGUCUCGGGUUCUUGCUCCUCGUUCCACCAAACUUCAAUCUCGUCGAAUCUGCCACCCGAAUGACCUUGCUUCUCCAAAGCUUACCCUCGGGGGCCAUGAGAACCUUGACUGCCGCGUCACGUCCAACACCGAACCCUCUGAGCACGAUCUCGAGCUUGUUGAUCUUCUUGUGCCACCCGGCGUAGUUCAACCUCUCGAGGACGUAUGCUGUCAAUUGGUAGGCGGCGUCGUAUCCUUUCCUCUUGGACUUCUUGAAGCCGAUGUUGCCGGUCGACAGGGAGAUGAUGGCGCCACGGUCGGGCUUCGUGACCGUCACGUGCGUGUUGUGCUUGUGGGAGUAGAUGUGCAUGUGGUACGGCUCCAAGAGGUCCUCCUGUUCGGGGACAAGGUCGUCGAGGCCUGAGCCGCUUGAGGCGAGACCGCCAUCUAGCGACUUACCGGCAGCCUUGUUCAGGGUUUGGAGAAGCAUUGUCUGGUUGUGGCUGGGCGAGCUAGUUCCCUGUGUCGGAGCCGGUGUUGAGGUUGUAGAGCGGGAGCCGUACAUGGCAGCCAGAAGCUCCUGGCCUCCUUUCUUCGCAUCGUCGGCGCGCUGAAUCGGGGUCUGGGAGAAGGGUCGGAGGAAAGCCGGGGAGCAUCGUGCUAUCGGGGAUGGACGGGCGGCAGUCUGGAAGAUGGAUCUCGCCAAGAGGCGAGUCGUCGGUGCGGAGCUCAUCGCGGGAGUUGUGUCAGGCUUCCUGUCGCAAUGAGGAGAGAGAGGGCGGCCUGUUCGUGACGACGAUGGCCCAGCUGCAAUGAAGAUUUCAGAAAUUUGGCAAAGCUCCCGUUCAAACGUCUGGAGACAUUGCCGGUAUCUGAUUGGUUCCUGAGUGGCG
Molecule: messenger RNA, 2404 nt
Organism: Colletotrichum scovillei
Lineage: Eukaryota; Fungi; Ascomycota; Sordariomycetes; Glomerellales; Glomerellaceae
Exons: 2
Coding region: 516-1277 (253 amino acids)
Biological process (GO): protein deubiquitination
Molecular function (GO): deubiquitinase activity
Source: RefSeq, a predicted model, not a curated record